AUGGCCAGAAGAACCAGAUCCGCGGCCGCAGCCGUGCUGGUCCUCCUCGUCUGCGCGACAGCGGCUGCUGCUGCCGCCGGGGCGGGCAAGGGCAAGGGCAAGGUCGGAUCGGCCCGCACGGGGCCGCCGCCGUGCCAGGAUCUGGCGACGCCGGGCGAUUGCGCGGCGAGAGUUGGGUGCCGGUGGUGCCGCAGUGAGGCGCUCGAUGACAUGUGCUUCGGGGCCACUGAGGCGUGGCGCCUCCCACGUCAGGUCUUCUCCUGCGAUCCGCCCUCCGGCGCCGCGCACGCCCGCUUGAAGUGA
Messenger RNA from Miscanthus lutarioriparius, 303 nucleotides. NCBI's taxonomy places the organism in Eukaryota, Viridiplantae, Streptophyta, Magnoliopsida, Poales, Poaceae. The record is from the annotation of a GenBank genome assembly.